This is a messenger RNA of Alnus glutinosa, 3926 nucleotides long. Its product is annotated as splicing factor U2af large subunit B. The transcript is spliced from 11 exons. Gene Ontology annotation, molecular function: pre-mRNA 3'-splice site binding; poly-pyrimidine tract binding. Lineage: Eukaryota; Viridiplantae; Streptophyta; Magnoliopsida; Fagales; Betulaceae. Gene Ontology annotation, cellular component: nuclear speck; U2AF complex; commitment complex. The record is from RefSeq and is a predicted model, not a curated record. Bases 643 to 3453 code for a protein of 936 amino acids.
UGGCUUGGUCGCCCUCUAUAGGUUUCCCUAUUCGAGCCACUUAGCGACGGAACUUCAACGGCAGUACGGCUAUCGCAGCCUCUCUUGUUCUCGUGCCCAAUUCGGCGUUCCGUACACCUCUCUCAGCCCAACUUCUACGCCCGACUUUUGUUCAAAAGGUUUAACGUAGUAAUGCUACACGUUAUGUUGCUGAGUCUUGCAUAGGCAACUGCUUUUGUGUGAUAAGAGUUAGUGUGAAUUUCAAUUUUUAUAUAAGGCAUUGAUGGGCGAGGCAUCAGCGAUCUUGUAUUGAGAAAUGAAGCUUUCGCUAUGAAGUGAAUAUGGAGAUUCCUGGAAGAGCAUAGCGGAAUUUGGCAGUUGGCAUGCAGUUGUUAUAUAGAAGUAUAGGAGUGUAUCAGUUCCUUGAAAGUAGUUAGAGGGCUUGAAACUUGUGAAGCUGUGUGGAUCAGUGGCUGAAAACUUGCUUGACAUUGACAUAUUACAUCUUUGGUCUUGGGGUUGCAGUGAUAUUCACUUAGAGACGGCUUUAAAGAUCUCAAGGUUGCAGGAGCUGACCAUUUAUGUUUACCUUUUCCUGUUUGGUUACCAGGCUGAAUAUACUCCAUACUGUAUUUGAGCACUGGAAUUUUUACUGUAACCAGGAUGAGCAGAUCUAGUUGGCUAAAAGAAAAGGAUGAAAAAGGUAGUAGGCACUAUUGUGAUGAAGGAAGUGCUGCUCGGACAAGGCCUUUCAGCAUCGAAGAGAUUAUGCUUAGAAGGGAAAACAAGAAAUUGUCAGAAAAUGUGGAAGAGGUAGCUGCUGAAGUAGGGAACAUAUCAAGGGAAGGAAUUAUUGAGGAUGUUUCUGAUCGUUUUGAAUCUGAAAGGGGCUACAAAGAAAAUAAAGACACUUUCCCUACGGUGGAAAAACAUGUUUCUGAGAAAUCAGUGAAGGUAAGUUCCAGAAAAAAAGAAGAGAAUAGUUCCAUGAAGAAAGAUGCUGUAGUUAAGGGAAAGGACAGAGAAAGCUGUGAGUCAGAUACCAAACUGAAGGAUAAAAAGAACAAAGAUUUGAGCUCUGAAGCGAAACUAGGAAAAAAUGACAGACAAAUACAUGGUAGAAGAAAAGAUAAUGAGUGGUUAACUGAUGAUUCUGCAAAUGAAGCUGAUAAGAAGCUUUCAAGAGAUUUGGCCUCUAAAGAUAGACAUGCGGAUAGAAGUAGAGGAAAGUCUGAAAGAGAAAGCAAGAGAAAAUAUAGAAAUGGGGAUGAUGAGAAAAAUAGAGACUGGAACACUGUGAAGAAACAUGAUCAAGGGAAACAUCGUGACUUGGAUGUUUCGGAGAGAAGAGAGAGGAAGGAAUUAUCAAAAUCACGCUUUGAAGAAUCAAGGUUGAAAAGGAGACGUUCAAGGAGUCAAGAACGUGAGGCCAGAAGUAGAAGGUCCAAUUCAAUAUCACCAAGGGCACACAAGCCUAAAUCUCAUCAUGGCGGGGAGCACAGAGAGUUUUCCUCACAUUCUCUUAAGGAUAGGUCUGGAAGACAGCAUUCUGAUAUUGACAGAAACAGAGUAUCAAGUAAUGGUUCGAGUAGCCAUUAUCAGCGACAUGGAGGAUAUACAAGUAGGCUUGGUGGCUAUUCACCAAGGAAGAGAAGAAUUGAGUCUACUGUUAAGACCUCCUCCCCAUCUAGUCGUUCACCAGAGAAGAAAAGUGCUGGAUGGGAUCUCCCACCCGUGGGAACAGCUGCCAUUUUUUCUGGUCCAGUUACUUCUAAUGCUCAGUCAUCAAACCAGGAUGUAGCCUCAACUGUAAAUGAGAUUGCUAAUGCUGUUUCUGUUUCUUCAACGGCAAUGAUGUCUCUUUCUGGGGUGUCUAAUGCUUUGUCAACAAAGACGAAUGCCCCAAUUGAUUCUGUUCAACUAACUCAAGCUACCCGGCCUAUGAGGAGGCUUUAUGUAGAAAAUAUACCAUCUUCAGCCUCUGAGAAAGCUGUAAUGGAAUGCUUUAAUAAUUUUUUGCUGUCUUAUGGUGCUACUCGUGUCCAAGGAACCCAGCCGUGUUUCAAUUGUGUUAUAAACAAAGAGAAAGGCCAAGCUCUUGUAGAGUUUCUUACACCUGAGGAUGCCUCUGCAGCCCUUUAUUUUGAUGGCAGUUUCUUCUCUGGGUCCAUUGUAAAAGUUAGACGACCCAAAGACUUUGUUGAAGCGGCAACUGGUCACCUGGAGAAAUCAGUGGCUGAAGUUGAUCCAAUAAGUGAUGCCGUGAAGGAUUCACCUAACAAGAUAUUUAUUGGUGGAAUUUCAAAGGCUUUUUCAUCAAAAAUGCUUAUGGACAUUGUUAGUGCCUUUGGACCUUUGAAGGCCUACCACUUUGAGGUAAAUGAAGAGCUUGGCGAACCAUGUGCUUUUCUGGAGUAUGUAGACCAAUCAGUUACUCUCAAAGCUUGUGCUGGUUUGAGUGGUAUGAAAUUGGGAGGGCGAGUACUGACUGUAGUUCAAGCUAUUCCUAAUGCAUCGUUCUCGGAAAAUGCUGGAUAUUCUCUUUGCCAUGGAGUCCCCGAUCAUGCAAUGCCACUUCUCAAACAGCCCACACAAGUACUAAAGCUUAAAAAUGUGUUCAAUCCAGAUGGUCUGUUACCACUGUCCGAGCAAGAUGUGGAAGAAGUUCUGGAAGAUAUACGGUUGGAGUGUGCAAGAUUUGGCACUGUUAAAUCUGUUAACGUUGUCAAGCACAGCAACAGUCUUAUCACCACCUCAGAAGCAUGUGAAGUUAUCAACAAUUCGGAAUCUACUGGGACCUGGCAAGACUUGCUGUGUGAUGACAAAAGGGCAGAAACAGAUGCUUCUUCAAGAAUAGAUGUUGCCUAUGAGCCCAGGCAAAAUAGCAUCGCAGAUUUUCCAAGUGAUGUCAAUGAACUUAAAGAAGAUGAAGGUGUGAAGGGGAAUUGCUUUAGUGACAAUAAACCUGCUGAUGAUCUUGGAGAGGAUAAGUCAUGCCAAAUGGGUCAGCUUGAUAGUAACAUGGUUAUUGAAGAUCUAGGCUGUGAGAAUGUAUCAGAUGGUGUCCCCGAAGAACUCCCGAACCAGCUGAACGGCGGUCAGAAAGAUCAAUUGGAAUGCCAUGAUGACAAGGUUGCUGAUAUUAUUCAAGCGAAGGACGUAACUUUGGAUGACGAGUUGAUGGCCGAAGAUCGGUCAACUUUGGAUAAAGCUGAUAGUAAGUCAAAGGAGGCUUCUGCUGGAUUGGAUGGCAGUUUGGCUAUGGAAUCAGAUGUUACUGAGAGGGGUGACAAUGAGAAACAGAAUUGUGAUCUUGGACAUGUAUUUGAGCCGUGGUGUGUUUUUGUGGAGUUUGGAAGAACAGAAGCCUCUUGCACGGCGGCACAUUGUUUGCAUGGGCGGCUUUUUGAUAACCGGAUUGUGACGGUGGAGUAUGUUGCUCUUGAUCUUUAUUGGGGAAAGUUUCCUAAAUGAAUCCUUUUGGAUUGCUAGUACUGGUUACGAUUUCCAGUGCCUUAAAUUUCCACAAAAAUACCAAUCUGACAACUGGGUCCUCCCUCGGUACACAUUUGUUUAUGAAUCGGGUCCGGGCUCAGUCGUUGGUUUCAGUUUAUAAAACAAUUUCAAAAUUUUGGAGCCAGCUAGUAAUACAUGUAAAAUCUUGACCGUGGCCCCAAGCAUGAGCUAAGGAAUGCGAAUCAAGUGAAAUCUUAUGAAAAUGCUUCAUAUUGGCCUUGUCUAGAAGGGUGCUUGGCUUUAGCUAGUUGCUGGAUGCUGCUUGAGCAUCUGAGAUGGAUUUACAUGCUGAGUUUCUUUGUUACCAUUUAGAAAGGAUGAUAAUGUUGGAUUUAAUAGCCCAAAUGAAAAGAUGUAGUUCCUCGGAUUUAUUUGAUUUUAAUUGCACUACUUUCAAAGUUUCAAUGAACGGAGGUAGGUGCGAUUUUACA